This is a messenger RNA of Ananas comosus (pineapple), 702 nucleotides long. RefSeq lists its product as uncharacterized. Gene Ontology annotation, molecular function: nucleic acid binding; 3'-5' exonuclease activity. The transcript has a single exon. The record is from RefSeq and is a predicted model, not a curated record. NCBI's taxonomy places the organism in Eukaryota, Viridiplantae, Streptophyta, Magnoliopsida, Poales, Bromeliaceae. The coding region runs from base 64 to 702 and encodes 212 amino acids. Gene Ontology annotation, cellular component: nucleus; cytoplasm.
CUUUCUUUCGCUCCGUGACCGAAGAAUUAUUAUUAUUCCGGAAUUAGGAGGAUCGAGAAGAAAAUGUCGGCGAGGUGCGGACCGCUCCUGGUGAACAACGACAGGACCUUGGCCGAGGUGACCUUCGCCGAUGCCCACCGCAUCUCCACGACCGUCACCCACUCCGCGGUCAUCGUCGCCGACUGGAUCAACGAAACCAUCCAAGGCUGCAGCGGCGGCGGCCCCUGCCAACGCCACCGCGUCGGUCUGGAGGUCGCCUGCCAGCCGAACGGCAACAUCGUGCUCCUCCAGCUCUGCGUCGGCAGCCGCUGCCUCAUCUACCAGCUACUGCACCGCGACCGCGGCACCAACCCCCCUCGCGAGCUCUUCGCGUUCCUCGAUGACGCCCGGUUCUUCUUCGUCGGGGCUGGCGUGGAGGUUGUCGCCUACGGGCUGCAGAGGGAGCAUGGCUUCUCGGUGAGGAAUACGGCAGACCUCGGGGACACAGCGGCAAUAAGGCUGGGCCGGGAGGAUCUCCGGCAGGCCGGGCUGGAGCGGCUGGCGAGGGAGGUGAUGCGGGUGGAGAUGGACACGCCCGCGGAAGUGCGGUGGAGCGAGUGGUGGCGGCGAGACCUGAGCCAGGAGCAGAUCGCCUGCGCGUGCGCCGAGGCCUUCGUCUCUUUUGAGCUCGGCAGGAUCCUCUUCCCGAUAAAACCAAAUUAA